UUUUGGCACGGACUAAAAAGGAAAUAGGUUCACAUAAAUUGAAACGGAGAGAGUAUUAAGGAUAAACUAGUAAAAGCUUUGGCCAAAAUAAAAGUGCUUGCUGAAAUGUCGUAAGUUGGGGGUGACGAACUUAUGACUUAAGGCUAAUUUUAACUUAUAAGCACUUUGGGUGUUUACCAAACUCGUAUAUAAGCCAGUUUAACCGGCUUAUAAGCUUAGCCAAAUAAACUGGCACCCCAUUUUUUGGGGCAACCCGGUACCCCCCCCCCCCCCCCCAAACCAUAACCAACUUUACCAUGCAAUCGUGCAUGCAACUUUAUCAACGUUUAACCUAUUUCAAUUUGCUGUCACAUUAUAUUUCCAGUUCCAUAAGUUUGCUUUCCUAUUCCGGCAUUAAUGUAAAUCUACAGUCAGUUUUACUGAUGAUAGUAAUAUAUAUCUCUACCUGCAUAUUGAUAUUCAAUAUACAAACAUGCAGAAUAAUAUACUUUUCCUUUGGGAUGGCCCCUUUUCCUCCCUCACGAUAUUGCUUUUGUUUUCUUAAUUCCCUCACUAUAUAAUUAUUUUUCUUUCUUGUUUAUAAUUCUUUCGUUCUCCUAGCUAUUAUCAAGAGGAUCACUCUAUAUAAUUCUCCCUUUUUACAACAAAAAAUUAUAAAUUGGGCUAACAAAUUAAAGCCUUUUUGUUCCUGAAGGUAGGGGUAAAUAUGUGUACAUACUACCCUCUUCAGGCCCCGCUUGUGGGAUUAUAUUGGAUUUUCUUUUUGUUGUUGUUGUUCCUGAGCUGAAACUAAUUGAGUUUCGUGUUGUGGUGGUGGGGAGGAGAAGGGGGCAGGAUGAGCUUGGUGGUGAUCCAAAUAAUGGUGGUGGCCCUUCUCUUUGUCAAUAGUCACAGCUUCGCCAAUGCCGACACAGAUCCAUCUGACGCUUCAGCCCUGAGAGUAAUGUAUAGCUCCCUAAAUUCACCGGCGCAGCUUACAAAUUGGAACUCAUCUGACGGUAGCGAUCCUUGUGGAGAAUUCUGGAAAGGCAUUACUUGCUCCGGCAAUAGAGUAACUGAAAUACAGAUAUCCGGUCUAGGACUCUCUGGAUCAAUGGGAUACCAAUUAACUAGUCUUACAUCUGUGACCAAUUUUGACAUAAGCAACAAUAAUCUGGGAAACCAGAUACCUUAUCAGCUUCCUCCAAAUGUGCAGAGACUUAACCUUGCUGCUAAUGGUUUUACUGGUGGCUUACCUUAUUCGAUUUCACAAAUGACUUCCCUUCAAUACUUAAAUGUCAGUCAUAAUCAAAUUCAAGGAGAACUGAAUGACAUGUUUGGAUCACUUUCUUCUCUCAACACGUUGGAUAUCUCUUUCAAUUCAAUGACCGGUAAACUUCCUCAAAGCUUCCAGUCACUGACUAGUAUGAAGAAAAUAUACCUGCAGAACAACCAGUUUACAGGAAAUAUUGAUGUCCUCGCCAAUCUUCCUCUUGACAAUCUGAGUCUUGAAAACAAUCAGUUUACUGGCGCGAUACCCGAGAAGUUAAAAGGGAUAUUGCAAAAAUCUAAUAGUAACACAGGAAGCUCAGGGCCAGCCCCUCCGCCUCCACCUGGCACAACCCCCCCGAAUCACAAAUCCGGAGGCAAUGGCAGCCCUUCCAGUGGUGGAGGUAGCAGUGAUAGAAAUGAGAAAUCUGGUAUAGACAGUAGAGGCGUUGCAGGUAUAGUCAUAUCAGUUUCAGCGGUCGGCGCAGUUGCAGUUUUCUUUAUUAUCAAGAAAAGACAUAGAAAGUCGUCAACAGACAUAGAAAAACUUGACGUUCAGCCAUUCUCUCUUGAUUCACAGGAAGGACAAGAGAUGAAAAUUAGCCAAAAUUCCUCGACAACAAGCAUGAAAGCUGUAGAAACUCCCAGUGCAAUGACUCUAAGACCUCCACCAAUCAAUCAUCAUAAAUCCUUUGAUGGAGAUACUAUUUCAGAAAAACACAUUGUUCCUCAGAAUAAAACUCAUACAGCUCAAAUGAAUGUUGUACAAUAUUCAUUUGCAGACCUACAAAUGGCUACUGAUCGCUUCACUGAUGAAAAACUUAUUGGUGAGGGAUUCAUUGGGAGUGUUUAUCGGGCUCACUUUGAUAAUGGCGAAGUUCUCACUGUCAAGAAAAUUAAUUCACCUGAGCCACGGAAUCCUGAAGUUUUUCAAAAUAUGGUUUCUGACAUAUCCCGGCUGCAUCAUCCAAAUGUGACUGAACUGGUUGGUUAUUGUUCAGAACAUGAGCAGCACCUGCUGAUUUAUGAAUUCUACAGAAAUGGUUCUCUGCACGAUUUCCUGCAUCGAAUUGAUGAAGAAGACAGCACACAACUAACAUGGGAUAGCAGACUCAAGAUUGCACUUGGCACAGCAAGAGCACUAGAGUAUCUACACGAAGUUUGUUCGCCAUCUUUAGUUCAUAAAAAUAUCAAAUCUGAAAAUAUUUUACUUGAUACUGACCUCAACCCUCAUCUAUCAGACAGUGGGUUAGCAAACCUUGUUGCUGAUGUAGAUCAGGGAUUGAACCAUAAUACAGAGUCUGGAUAUGGUGCACCUGAGGCUGCUAUAUCUGGAAAGUGUACCGCGAAGAGUGAUGUAUACAGCUUUGGAGUGGUUAUGUUAGAACUUUUUUCUGGACGAAAACCUUUUGAUAGCUCAAGACCAAGAUCUGAACAAUCUUUAGUAAGAUGGGCAACACCUCAGCUCCAUGAUAUUGAUGCACUGGAACAGAUUGUCGAUCCAGCGCUUGAUGGACUCUAUUCUGUUAAAUCUCUGUCACGGUUUGCUGAUGUUAUUGCUCUCUGUGUCCAGCCCGAGCCUGAGUUCAGGCCACCUAUGUCAGAAGUGGUUCAAGCAUUGGUUCGGCUAGUGCAACGAGCAAACCUGAGCAAGAGGUUACACGGUAUUGAUCAGGACUGAGGAGACGAAAGAGCUGUUCAAGAGUAAGAAACUCUAAGCAACAUUGACUCACUCUGUUGCCUAUUUCAGCAAAUGGUUUUCCCUAAAUUCUUUGCUGUUUAUGGGAGAUUACCUGAAGCUGAUCAGUCCAGCAAGAUCUUGCACGUUGCAAUAUUUUCGAUUAAUACCAGAUGCUAACAUUCCUAAAUCACGGGACUUUAUACCCGGCUUUGGUACUCUGCUCACCAAUAUUGUUAGCCAAGGCAAGUUAAUUGACAUCUGACAGAUAAAUGUGCAACUCAGAAACCUGAAAAUUUUCCAUGUCAACUGAAAUAUACGGUUGAAGGUGCCACUCCUCA
Molecule: messenger RNA, 3267 nt
Organism: Nicotiana tabacum (common tobacco)
Lineage: Eukaryota; Viridiplantae; Streptophyta; Magnoliopsida; Solanales; Solanaceae
Product: protein STRUBBELIG-RECEPTOR FAMILY 6-like
Biological process (GO): protein phosphorylation
Molecular function (GO): protein kinase activity; protein binding; ATP binding
Source: RefSeq, a predicted model, not a curated record